CCGCAGCUCAGCUUCAGCACAGCUCAGCACCAUGAAGCUUCUCACAGGCCUGGUUUUCUGCUCCUUGGUCCUGGGUGUCAGCAGCCGAAGCUUUUUUUCAUUCCUUGGCGAGGCUUUUGAUGGGGCUCGGGACAUGUGGAGAGCCUACUCUGACAUGAGAGAAGCCAAUUACAUUGGCGCAGACAAAUACUUCCAUGCUCGGGGGAACUAUGAUGCUGCCAAAAGGGGACCUGGGGGUGCCUGGGCCGCAGAAGUGAUCAGCAAUGCCAGAGAGGAUUAUCAGAAAUUCAUGGGCCAUCAUGCGGAGGACACACUGGCUGAUCAGGCUGCCAAUGAAUGGGGCAGGAGUGGCAAAGACCCCAAUCACUUCCGACCUGCUGGCCUGCCUGAGAAAUACUGAGCUUCCUCUUCACUCUGCUCUCAGGAGACCUGGCUGUGAGGCCCUCAGGACAGGGAUACAAAGCUGGGAGAGGGCACACAAUAGGUAUCUAAUAAAUACUUAA
This is a messenger RNA of Nomascus leucogenys (northern white-cheeked gibbon), 503 nucleotides long. It is a transcript of the gene SAA1, whose product is annotated as serum amyloid A1. Lineage: Eukaryota; Metazoa; Chordata; Mammalia; Primates; Hylobatidae. The record is from RefSeq and is a predicted model, not a curated record. Gene Ontology annotation, cellular component: extracellular region.